Ricinus communis (castor bean) is the source of this 789-nucleotide messenger RNA. RefSeq names its product putative disease resistance protein RGA3. Gene Ontology annotation, biological process: defense response to other organism. The record is from RefSeq and is a predicted model, not a curated record. The coding region runs from base 1 to 789 and encodes 262 amino acids. NCBI's taxonomy places the organism in Eukaryota, Viridiplantae, Streptophyta, Magnoliopsida, Malpighiales, Euphorbiaceae. Gene Ontology annotation, molecular function: ADP binding. The transcript is spliced from 2 exons.
AUGACAUUGCCAAAGAAAGAAAGAGGGUUGGGAGGACUGGGAAAAACUACUUUAGCCAAGCUAGUAUAUAAUGAUAGUGAGGUAGAAAAGAACUUUGAGAGUAGAAUAUGGGUUUCUGUCUCAAAACCAUUUGAUGAGAUUAAGAUUGCGAAAGCAAUUCUUGAAAUUCUUAUUAAUGCUGCUUCAGUUCUUGUUGAAUUUGAAGGUAUAAUGCAACACAUAAGAAAAUUACUCAAGGGGAAAAGGUUUUUACUUAUCUUGGAUGAUGUGUGGGAAGAUGGUCCUAGCAAGUGGGAGCAAAUGAGAGAUUCUUUCAUGUCUACUUCACUAGGAAGUAGUAUUUUGGUGAUCACACGAGAUGAAAGUGUAGCAAUAAACAUGGGUUGCACUAGAGAUCACCUAUUUAAACUAGGAAAUUUAUUCCUGGAGGAAUGUUGGUCAAUUUUUAGUGAAAUUGCAUUCUUUGAAAAGAACAAUGAUGAGAGAGUACAAUUAGAAGCAAUAGGUAGGGAAAUUGUAAAGAAAUGUGAUGGUUUACCUCUUGCUGCAAAAACUCUAGGAAAUCUUUUGCGCUUUAAGGAUUCACGGCAAGAGUGGCAGAGUGUAUUGAAUAGUGAGGUGUGGGAACUAGAAGGUUUAUGGGAAAAAAAUAGAGAAACUCAAAGUGGUUUUGCUUCUUUAUGGUUGAGCUAUUAUGACUUGGUUUUAGAAUUGAAACCAUGCUUCUCUUAUUGUGCUAUCUUGCCAAAGGACCAUGACAUUAAAGGAGAUAACUUGAUUCAGCUGUGA